This is a messenger RNA of Egretta garzetta (little egret), 1473 nucleotides long. RefSeq names its product potassium voltage-gated channel subfamily A member 5. Gene Ontology annotation, molecular function: delayed rectifier potassium channel activity; protein binding. NCBI's taxonomy places the organism in Eukaryota, Metazoa, Chordata, Aves, Pelecaniformes, Ardeidae. Gene Ontology annotation, biological process: potassium ion transmembrane transport; protein homooligomerization. Bases 121 to 1473 code for a protein of 450 amino acids. The record is from RefSeq and is a predicted model, not a curated record. The transcript is spliced from 2 exons. Gene Ontology annotation, cellular component: voltage-gated potassium channel complex; membrane.
CUGGGGGGGGAGGAAGGGGACCAGCGGGUGCUGAUCAAUAUCUCCGGGCUGCGCUUCGAGACCCAGCUGGGCACCCUCAACCAGUUCCCCGACACGCUGCUGGGAGACCCGGACAAGCGCAUGCGCUACUUCGACCCGCUCCGCAAUGAGUACUUCUUUGACCGGAACCGGCCCAGCUUCGACGGGAUCCUCUACUUCUACCAGUCUGGGGGCAAGCUCCGCCGGCCUGUCAAUGUCUCCAUCGACGUCUUCGCCGAUGAGAUCCGCUUCUACCAGCUGGGCGAGGAGGCCAUGGAGCGCUUCCGGGAGGACGAGGGCUUCAUCAAAGAGGAGGAGAAGCCCUUGCCCCGCAACGAGUUCCAGCGCCAGGUCUGGCUCAUCUUUGAGUACCCCGAGAGCUCUGGCUCGGCCCGGGCCAUCGCCAUUGUCUCUGUGCUGGUCAUCCUCAUCUCCAUCAUCACCUUCUGUCUGGAGACCCUGCCGGAAUUCAGGGACGAGAGGGAGAUGCCUGUGCCACUCCCCCCACAAAGUGGAGGUUUGAAUGGCACGGCAGGGGACUCCCCAGCCAUGCAGCCACCCAGUAGCCUCUCUGACCCCUUCUUCAUCAUCGAGACCACCUGCGUGAUCUGGUUCACCUUUGAGCUCCUCGUCCGCUUCUUCGCCUGCCCCAGCAAACCUGAGUUCUCCCGCAACAUCAUGAACAUCAUCGACAUUGUGGCCAUCAUCCCCUACUUCAUCACCCUGGGCACUGAGCUGGCCCAUGAGCAGCAGCAGCCUGGGGCUGGCAGUAGUAAUGGGGGUGGGGGCCAGCAGCAAGCCAUGUCCCUGGCCAUCCUCAGAGUUAUUCGCCUGGUCAGAGUCUUCAGGAUCUUCAAGCUCUCCAGACACUCCAAGGGUCUGCAGAUCUUGGGACAGACUUUGAAAGCCAGCAUGAGGGAGCUGGGCCUCCUCAUCUUCUUCCUCUUUAUUGGGGUGAUCCUCUUUUCCAGUGCUGUCUACUUUGCUGAGGCUGAUGACCCUGAGUCUCAUUUCUCCAGCAUCCCUGAUGCUUUCUGGUGGGCAGUGGUGACCAUGACCACUGUGGGCUAUGGGGAUAUGCGACCUGUUACCGUGGGGGGGAAGAUUGUGGGUUCCUUGUGUGCCAUUGCAGGUGUGCUCACCAUCGCCCUGCCUGUCCCUGUCAUUGUAUCCAACUUCAAUUACUUCUAUCACCGAGAGACUGAUCAUGAAGAGCAAGCUAUCCUCAAAGACGAACACAGUAGUGCUCAGGGCAGCACAGCAGGGGGAGAUGUGAAGAGAAGAUGCAGUAGAAACUCUCUGAACAAAUCUGUUGUGCACUUGGAAAACAGUGAGGGGUUCAACAAUGGCACCAGCUCCUUAGAGAAAACCAAUAUCAAAGCGAAAAGUAACGUAGAUCUCAGAAAAUCCCUCUAUGCUCUCUGUCUGGACACCAAUAGGGAAACAGAUCUGUGA